AUGGAAAUUCAAAAUGUCGUUCGCGCUUGGUUAGCAUUCACUAUACUGCAGCUUGCUGGUAAUCUUCAGCAAUGUAUCCAGCCGAAAACCUUUUCAGAAGUUUUGCUACGCCCUAAAACUGAAGCUAUAACAGAUAUAGCACCUAUCGCAGCAUCAUUUUUUGUCCAUUACUGGACAAUAUUACUCUUGCGCCUCUUCGUAAUUUAUUAUUUCGAUUGUAUUCCACUUCACGUGUUGCAUAUAAUUUGUUCGACAACAUCGACUGCCUUCCUUUGCUUCGAAAUUUUCUACACCGAACUGUUGAAGAAAUCAGCUGCUCUAUAUAUGCAGAUUGCUUUAACCGGCUUUACGGUAUUAAUUGUAAUAUGUAGCUGGAAGUAUCUGUUCGUAGUUAAUGGGAAGCAAGAAAAAACACGAAGGAAACCGGUCGCUAUGCACAUGAUGGAUUUGAAGAAACGUAAAUAA
Messenger RNA from Cercopithifilaria johnstoni, 465 nucleotides. The record is from the annotation of a GenBank genome assembly. NCBI's taxonomy places the organism in Eukaryota, Metazoa, Nematoda, Chromadorea, Rhabditida, Onchocercidae.